UCCUUAUUGGACAAACUCUUACCGGACGAUGCUACUUUGGUUAGUAAACUCGAUGUUGAACAUACACCAACAUCAUCGUCGUCAUCGAAUUAUUUAUUUCGGUGUUAUAUUAUUGUAUCGAUGACUUUUAUAUGGACCGGCUACACAAUUGCGGUGAGGUUCACUCGUUCCACUACACCCAGAUCAAAGUUGUAUUCAUCCACAACUGUCGUAUUGAUGUCUGAAAUUGUAAAGUUAUUGAUAACUUUGCUCUUCCUGUUCCGUAUGAAGAACUCGAAGCUGUCUGAAUUCAUUAAGUGUAUAUCCGACGACUAUAUUGGAAAACCGUUAGAACUGAUAAAAAUGAGUGUGCCGUCGAUAAUGUAUGCCAUACAAAACAAUCUUGAUUUCAUCGCUCUCUCAAACCUCGAUGCUGGCACUUAUCAGGUAACGACUCAAUUAAAAGUGGUAACCACAGCAAUUUUCAUGAUGUUAAUAUUAGGACGUAAAUUUUCGUUGCGUAGAUGGAUUGCUAUCACUCUAUUAUUUAUCGGCGUUGCAGCAGUUCAAGUAAAUGUGGUACAAGGACAAAAGGAAGCAAAACCAUCCUCCGACAAUUAUCUAUUUGGUUUGAUGGCAGUUUUAAUGACUUGUGUCACAGCUGGCUUCGCCGGUGUGUAUUUCGAGAUGAUGUUAAAGGAUGGCACAAGUACACCACUUUGGAUCCGUAAUCUACAGAUGUACAGCUGUGGUGUGGUAAGCGCUUCAGUAGCGUGUUAUUUAGGUGAAUUUGAUGCGAUCAUCCGAAAUGGUUUCUUUCAUGGUUACAGUUAUAAAGUGGUUGCAAUUAUUGCCUUUCUGAGUGUUGGUGGCAUUUACAUAUCGUUGGUGAUGAAAUAUUUGGAUAAUUUAUAUAAAAGCUUUGCAUCAGCAGUGAGCAUUAUUCUUGUGGUUAUUAUAUCGUUGUUCUUAUUCGAUAACGUACAUAUUGGAUUCUAUUUCGUUGUGGGCUCAUUCGCUGUUUGUUGUGCCAUUUUACUCUACAAUUCGGUUGAUGAAUAA
Messenger RNA from Anisakis simplex (herring worm), 1041 nucleotides. The record is from the annotation of a GenBank genome assembly. NCBI's taxonomy places the organism in Eukaryota, Metazoa, Nematoda, Chromadorea, Rhabditida, Anisakidae.